CCACAUCCUCUGCCUUCCACUCAUCGCCUAUCUUAUUAUCUCUUCUCGCUACAACUACACUUCCUCUUCACACACCUCACCUCACCUGCACUGCACCCUGCGCACGCAGCUACCUGAUCAGUGAGCAGCGCAGCCACCAUGGCCGCCGUCACCGCUGCGGCCGUCUCCAUCCCCUCGUCGUCGUCCUCCACCGCCGCCGCUUCCUGCCCUGCCCACUGCUUCCUGCCCUGCACCCAGCCGAGGAACAGAGCCCCCCACCACCGUGGGCUGCUGCUGCGCGCGCAGGUCUCGACCACCGACGCCGUCGCCGCGCCGGCCAAGAAGGAGAAGAUCUCCAAGAAGCAGGACGAGGGGGUGGUCACCAACAAGUACAGGCCCAAGGAGCCCUACGUCGGCAAGUGCCUCCUCAACACCAAGAUCACCGCCGACGACGCGCCCGGCGAGACAUGGCACAUGGUCUUCAGCACCGAGGGCGAGAUCCCCUACAGAGAGGGCCAGUCCAUCGGCGUCAUCGCCGACGGCCUCGACAAGAACGGCAAGCCACACAAGCUCAGGCUCUACUCCAUCGCCAGCAGCGCUCUCGGCGACUUCGGCGACUCCAAGACCGUUUCGCUGUGCGUCAAGAGGCUCGUUUACACCAACGAUCAGGGAGAGAUUGUCAAAGGAGUCUGCUCCAACUUCCUCUGUGACUUGAAGCCUGGUUCUGAUGUCAAGAUAACAGGACCAGUAGGCAAGGAAAUGCUCAUGCCCAAAGACCCCAAUGCUACCAUUAUAAUGCUUGCGACCGGUACUGGUAUUGCCCCAUUCCGUUCAUUCUUGUGGAAAAUGUUCUUUGAGAAGCAUGAUGACUACAAGUUCAAUGGUCUAGCUUGGCUCUUCUUGGGAGUCCCAACUAGCAGCUCUUUGCUCUACAAGGAGGAGUUCGACAAGAUGAAGACGAAAGAGCCAGAGAACUUCCGGGUGGAUUACGCUGUCAGCAGAGAGCAGACAAAUGCUCAAGGAGAGAAGAUGUACAUUCAGACAAGGAUGGCAGAGUACAAGGAGGAGCUGUGGGAGCUUCUGAAGAAGGACAACACCUAUGUCUACAUGUGUGGACUGAAAGGCAUGGAAAAGGGUAUCGAUGACAUUAUGGUGUCAUUGGCUGCGAAAGAUGGAAUCGACUGGCUUGAAUACAAGAAGCAACUGAAGAAGGGCGAGCAAUGGAACGUCGAAGUCUACUAAUUCUUCCAUUUUCCCUCACAUCUGCUUUUGUUCCUGUGUAUGUGUGUGCACAUAUGUGCGUGUGAUCACUCUACGUAUAUAGUGUUAGAUAGGCGUAUAUACACUGUUUGUCAUGUUGGCUUAUUUCAAGUUUCACAAAAGAAUUGGAUUACUA
Oryza brachyantha (malo sina) is the source of this 1375-nucleotide messenger RNA. RefSeq names its product ferredoxin--NADP reductase, leaf isozyme 1, chloroplastic. The coding region runs from base 139 to 1221 and encodes 360 amino acids. Gene Ontology annotation, molecular function: oxidoreductase activity. NCBI's taxonomy places the organism in Eukaryota, Viridiplantae, Streptophyta, Magnoliopsida, Poales, Poaceae. The record is from RefSeq and is a predicted model, not a curated record. The transcript is spliced from 8 exons.